Uloborus diversus is the source of this 2853-nucleotide messenger RNA. RefSeq names its product metabotropic glutamate receptor 6-like. Gene Ontology annotation, molecular function: adenylate cyclase inhibiting G protein-coupled glutamate receptor activity. Bases 1 to 2853 code for a protein of 950 amino acids. Gene Ontology annotation, biological process: G protein-coupled receptor signaling pathway. The transcript has 8 exons. Gene Ontology annotation, cellular component: membrane. The record is from RefSeq and is a predicted model, not a curated record. Lineage: Eukaryota; Metazoa; Arthropoda; Arachnida; Araneae; Uloboridae.
AUGUCUAGUCAUAUUGGUAUGUGGUUUAACCUUCGUCGGGAAUUAGGUAGACAUUUAAUAAAUGAUACAGCUCCGUCUGUGAUCAACAAGCCGUUGUCAGUUAUUCGACGCAAUAGAGAACUAUUGGAAAAUUAUAAUAUCACCUGGCCAGUGAGACACGUUGCCGAAAUAGAUGGUGAUAUUAUACUUGGUGGCCUCAUGAUGAUCCACGAACGCGAAGACAGAAGAAUAUGUGGUCCGAUUAUGCCGCAAGGGGGGAUCCAAGCUUUGGAGUGCAUGCUAUAUACGAUGGAUUGGAUAAAUAGCCAAAAGGAUUUUCUUCCCGGCAUAAAACUCGGCGCUUAUAUUUUGGAUGACUGUGAUAAAGAUACAUAUGGUUUGGAGCAAGCAGUGGAUUUCAUAAAAGGUUCUAUUAGCAAUAUCGAUGAUGGUACAUAUCGAUGUCCAGAUGGGUCAUCUCCAACCAUUAGACACAAGAGAAUAUCUGGAGUUCUUGGUGCGGCUUCGAGUGUGACGUCAAUCCAAGUGGCAAACCUUCUUCGUCUUUUCAAAAUACCCCAAAUUAGUUUCUUUUCUACAAGUCCUGAGCUGAGUAACAAAAACAGGUUUGAAUAUUUUCUAAGAACAGUUCCAUCUGAUCUAAACCAAGCUGACGCUAUGGUGCAGAUAAUCCAGCAACUCAAUUGGACUUACGUUUCUAUACUUUAUGAGGAAUCAAACUACGGAAUUCAGGCGUUCACAGUUUUAGAAGAGCUGUUAUCUCAGAAAGAGAUUUGCAUUGCAGUCAAAGAGAGACUGACAAAGGAUUCUGGAGUUGCUGGUGAUGGGAAUUACGAUAAUAUUGUUAAAAGAUUAUUGGCAAAACCUAGUGCAAGAGGAGUCAUAAUCUUCGGAUCAGACCAAGAAGUCGCAGGAGUUAUGCGUGCAAUAAGAAGAAACAAUGCGACGGGCAUGUUUUCAUGGAUCGGUAGUGACGGCUGGAGUGCAAGGUCUUUAGUUUUCGACGGCAAUGAAGAUCAAGUAGAAGGUACAAUAUCUGUGCAACCUCGAGCACUGCCAGUACGAGGAUUUGACGAAUACUUUCAAAAGUUAACUAUGAAAAAUAAUGCAAGGAAUCCUUGGUUUACUGAAUUUUGGGAACACUUUUUCAACUGUAAAUGGCCAGGAAGCGUCGUUACUCCUUACAACUACCAUACGAAAGCCUUGUGCACUGGAGAAGAAAUCAUGUCAUCUGAGUUUGGGUAUGAAGCGGAAAGACAGCUGCAGUUUGUCAGUGAUUCUGUCCUGGCUUUUGCAUAUGCACUGAAGAAUUUGCAUUCAGAUCUAUGCAAAGGUACUCAUGGAUUGUGCUCUAAAAUGGAUCCAAUUGAUGGUGCUAUAUUUCUAAACUACCUGAAAAACGUUACGUUCAGAGGGUUAAGCGGAGACGAAUUUCAAUUUUCCGAAAAUGGAGAUGGUCCAGCGAGAUAUAAUAUAAUACAUUUCAAGCAAAUGAGUUCAGGAAAUUACAAAUGGAUUAGAGUUGGGGAAUAUAAAGACGGUGAGUUGAAAAUAAGCUUAUCAGACAUACGAUUUCGGUUGGAUGAGCCUGAAAUGCCAUCAUCUGCUUGUAGUCUACCCUGUAGCGUUGGCCAAGCGAAGAAAUACGUAGAAGGUGGAAAGUGUUGUUGGCACUGCUUCAACUGCACUAAAUAUCAGAUCCUUAGUACAGAAACGAACUGCUUUGAUUGUCCUCUAGGAUAUCAGCCAAAUGAGAAUCAUACUAUUUGUCAACCAAUUGAGUUGCAGUACAUGAAACUCGACAGCUAUUGGGCAAUCGGAAUCAUGACGUUAUCAUCCGUUGGAAUCGUCAUCACUAUGUUCGUGGGACUAGUUUUCUUUAAACAUCACGACACUCCUGUAGUUAAAGCUUCGGGUAGAGAACUAAGUUAUGUUUUGCUUGCUGGAAUAUUCUUAUGUUACGCAAUGACAUUUCUUCUUGUACAGAAACCUUCAAACGCCAAAUGUGGAGCUCAAAAAAUGGGAAUUGGGUUAUGUUUUACUAUUGUUUACAGUGCUGUUCUCACGAAGACUAAUAGAAUCGAUCGAAUCUUUAGAUCGGGAACCCGUAGUGCAAAACGACCAACAUUCAUAAGUCCAAAAUCCCAGUUGAUCAUAUGUGGAAUGAUUGUUAGCGUUCAACUCAUAUUAUCAGCAAUGUGGCUGGGGUUCAGUCCUCCUCGUGCCAUACAUUACCACCCUACGAGAGACGAAGCUCAUCUUGUGUGUGCUGCUUCUAUUGAUGCUUCAUACGUCGUUGCUUUCGCAUAUCCUAUGGUACUGAUUAUAAUUUGCACCAUAUAUGCUAUUCUAACAAGAAAGAUUCCAGAAGCAUUUAACGAAUCUAAAUUUAUCGGUUUUACCAUGUAUACGACUUGCAUUGUAUGGCUAGCGUUCAUUCCAUUGUACUUUACAACUACUGCUCAUGAUGAAAUCAACGUGUUUACUAUGUCUGUUACAGUAAGUCUGAGCGCAACAGUGACUUUAUUUUGUCUUUUUACUCCAAAGUUAUACGUCAUUCUCAUUCACCCAGAGAAAAAUGUUCGUCAGUCUCUCAUGUGCCAAAGCAAGUAUGGGACAAAUGACACAAGGCUCACAGCUAUAGCAGGAAAAAACGAAAGACCAACUUUAUCAGAAGGAUCAACUGAAGCGAACGAAGUGAACUGCAACUUAAGCUUAACCGUAAACUUUGCAAGAAAGCAAGCAACAUGUGCUACUCAGACGACCAGUAAUGAUUCACCGACGAAAAUACUUCGAUGCUCUAGCUGCACAUUGAUCGGGAAAGAGCAAGACCAACAAAAGAUUCGUUUGUAA